AUCCGCGUCAUAGCAUUGGCAUUUGGCAUCGUACGAUUUGUGUCAUUUGCAAUUUUGUAAAUUAUUUUCGGUUUGAAAUAUUUCUCCAACAAAAUAUUGUUAUUCAAGUGCAGAAUGUGUGUAACAAAACAAAAAUGAUUAAAUUCUAAGCCAGCUACGAGGCGAAAUGUCGAAGGCUGUAGUUAUACCGGAGUGUAACAAGGAUAUUGGGGGAAUCAAGGAGGAGAUUCGUCUUUCACCUAGCGAUAAAAAAAAUGGCGCUAUUGCCGUGUUUAGUAGAUUCCUUGGCUUCGACUCACUUGGGCGUAAACAGAGUUCCCAACUAAGUCCUACGUCCAAGGAGCCAGCAGUGACUUACUAUGGAGUUUACAUACCUUGCGAGAUCAAAAAAGGCCCCGAUGAAGAAGCCCUGCAUGUUUAUGAGAACAAAACAGAAGCAUUGGAACUUGUGCGUAGGUACAAGACGGCAAGGUUCAAAGCUUUUCGCAAACGGCAGGAUGCUGUGUCGUUUGCUCUCCGAGGGGCAGAGCCAGUCGAAACUCAUGAAGGAAAUGGAAACUCGAUAAUGAGCGAGAAGCCGUACCCCUUCAAGGCGCCGUCCCCUCAGGAUAUGGUGGCGCUGCGGAAGGCGAUAGAAGGGGGGAUGGUGGGCACAGUCCGCGACCGUAUAUGGGACAACCCGCGGUACCUGGUCAGCAGUGGGAACACGCCGGCUAUAGUCCAGGAAGGUUCCCGGUACAACGCGUUGCACGUGGCCGCUAAGUCAGCGAACGCCGAGGUGUGCAACCUGCUGCUCACCACCGUCGGCAACCCGGCCUUCGUGCAGACGCUGUCCGGCUCCGACGCGGACGCUGACUUCUGCAAGGAAUUCGCGGGCAUCCUCCUGGACAGAUACCUGAAUACACCCGACAAGGCGAUGAACGAGACGCCACUUCACUUUGCAGCCAAAUACGGCGCAGAGGGAGUUGUCGACGUGCUCACGUCGUUCCCGCAGUGCAAUAGGCAUGCCACCAACAAGUACGGAGAGACGCCUCACGACGUAAUCUGCAGCCGAUCAUCAUCAUCACCAGAGGUCAUCCGUCGCAUCCGAGCGAUGCUGCAGGAUCGCUACUAUGUGCCCGUGCUACACAUAGAGGACGACAGCGGAGCGCCCACCAUAGGCAGCCCCUUCUCUCCCACCAGGCCACCGGAAUUAAACUCAGAUCCGUUAUCACCGCGCUGCGAAAUACGCGCUUUCGCCGGGCCUAUGGACGCGAGCGACGCUGAGUCCUUCCGUAGACGGUGGAAGACGCCCCCCAGGUCUGCCAGACCUGCCUUCCGACUGAAGGAGAUGACUAAGGGAUUGGAGACUGUUGGCAGGAAUUUAGCAGAGCAAAUGAGCGUCGGCUGGAAAGAGUACUGGCCGUUCUUGGACACAUUCACAGACCUUCGAUCGCCUGAGGGUCUACAACUGUUUGAGGAUUAUCUCAAGGCCAAAUACGAGACUGCAUGCUCAUUUGUAUACAGUGACAGCGUGAACCAAUCUCAACAGUCAACCGAAGAGUUAUCUCUCUCAAGAAUCAGCUUGGGCAACUUAUCUCACAACAGCCCAGCUCCAGAGCAAAUUUUAAGUCCCAUCUCAGAACUAUGUGUUGCGAUGAAGACUUGCAAAAUAACAGACAGGCCCUCACAUUGGGGGAAAACCGACCCAAUAAGACAACGUCUAUGCAGACAGCCGAACCCUAAACCAGUUGUGACCAACGGUGAAUCUACACCGAUGAACCAUACAGUCAGCCAGUUACUGUGUAUAGAACGUACCUGCCAGGUCUUUGCUAAACGAAUAGCAGAUGCAUUGACAUUCUCUCUGACAGCCGAACCCGAAGUGGCUGGGGAGUCGUUGAAAUCUGAAGCGAAACAUUUGCAGCACACAAUGUAUUCGUACAUGGACGAUGAAAGAUUCCACGAAAUAAACUUUGCAUUGAUACAUUCUCGUUUGGCGCAAUUAGUGGUUUUUAAAUUGAAACAGCAAACAAAAGACUUGGACGAUAUAAACAAUCUUGUAGAAUUUCUUGUGAAGCUUCGGUGUCCGAAUGAUGAUAUAUUCAGUUCUGAUGAUGAGAGGAAACCGUUCACAUAUAGAACUAAUAGAGUUAAGAUAAACAAUGUCAUAGAUAGUCACGUUAGGUGUUUAGCUAGUUUCUUGUGUGAGGAGUUGACGGAAUCUGAUGUGAUGAAGGGACCAGCUGUCUCCGAGUUGGAGUGUGGUGAUUUAUGGGAGAAGGCGAGCAAAUGUCGAUGCGAUUGGAGGAUAGAGUUCUAUGAGAGGAACAGCAAAAAGAAUGCUUCGUUCAGGAGGAACAGGUCGAUACUGUCCACCAGUCCAACGAAUUCCAGUUUUAUUCGGAGGCUCGCUUUUGACCAUGACAUUGGUGACAGCAAACAACACGCAGAGAGCGAGAAGCCGGUUAGUGUGAACUCACCCGCAGGCGACAGCGCACUCGCCUACAGCGUCGAUGUGGCCAAGUGUCAAGUCGUGGAGGCAGAGAUAUCAGACGACGAGUCCGCGGCCUCAUGUCAGUCGGAGGGCGAGGAGGCCUACGAGACGGCCUCCGAGGAGCCCUCCAAGGACUCCGACGUGGAACUAAUGCAGGAUGCCAGUGACCGGGCCUUGACGGAACCCUUUAUAUACGGUGAGGAGCCCACUAAAAUGGAUCGCUUAGUGUUCGAGGCGCUGUCGGAGUGUCGGAUAACGCCCGACGCCUUCCCCAACAUCUUCCGCUGGAGGCACACGGUGUCACUAUACUCGCCCUCCGAAAGAGACAGAUGGCAAGCGCCUGCAAGUUUGGACGAUAGCACGUCCGUGUCGUGGUCAGUAGGCGAGAGUCCCCGCGUGUGCCGAGUCCGGCACCGCUGCAGCACGCCGCACAAGGACUCGCCGGUCCCGCGGGACUCGCGGACCGACAGGACUCUACCCCUGCAGGUGUGUUUGUGUGUAAGUGUAGACGAUAGCACGGUCGUGUCGUGGUCAGUAGGCAAGAGUCCCCGCGUGUGCCGAGUCCGGCACCGCUGCAGCACGCCGCACAAGGACUCGCCGGUCCCGCGGGACUCGCGGACCGACAGGACUCUA
This is a messenger RNA of Bicyclus anynana (squinting bush brown), 3106 nucleotides long. It is a transcript of the gene Ankle2, whose product is annotated as ankyrin repeat and LEM domain-containing protein 2. Gene Ontology annotation, cellular component: endoplasmic reticulum. Gene Ontology annotation, biological process: negative regulation of phosphorylation. The transcript is spliced from 13 exons. Lineage: Eukaryota; Metazoa; Arthropoda; Insecta; Lepidoptera; Nymphalidae. The record is from RefSeq and is a predicted model, not a curated record. Gene Ontology annotation, molecular function: protein phosphatase 2A binding. The annotation marks the transcript as partial.